AUGGGAAAAAUUGAAUCUAUGCUUUCACAAUCUGUGAUUGUGCUUUCCCACAACAUGAGUAUCACCAUGAGACACCUUGAAAUAACAGGAUUUUUUUCUCUGAAGAGCUCAAAGUUUGGGUGUUUGACUAAAGAUUAUGAGAAGUAUCUUGGAGUGAUUGACCAACCAAAGCAGGUGGAAGGCAAAGAAUAUAUCCAGCAAAUACAACUGAUGGAGUCUAUUAAUGAUCACCAACAGAUGGGCAUUACUAAAAAAUCAAGAGUUGAAUAUAUUGAUUCCAAUAAACAGAAUGUGACUAGGUCUCCAACUGCUAAUCAGGAGGAGGUAGAUGAUCUGGCAACCUUAGAAAUAUUAGAUGAGAAUACAAUAACAGAGCAACUUGAGAAGAGCUACAUUCGAGGUCAAAUUUACACUUAUGUGGGAGAUAUCCUCAUUGCAGUCAACCCUUUUCAGAAGUUAGAUCUUUACUCUACAAAGCAUUCCAGAUUGUACAUGGGGGCUAAACGGACUCACAACCCUCCACAUAUUUUUGCUAUGGCUGAUACUGCAUAUCAAUCAAUGGUUACCUAUGGGUCAGAUCAGUGUAUUGUCAUUUCUGGAGAAAGUGGUGCUGGGAAGACUCAAAGUUCUCACCUGCUAGUUCAACAGUUGACAGUCCUUGGAAAGGCUAAUAACAGGACUCUUCAAGGAAAAAUUAUCCAAGUAAACAAUCUGUUGGAAGCCUUUGGAAAUGCAGCCACUAUUAUUAAUGAUAAUUCUAGCAGAUUUGGGAAAUAUCUGGAAAUGAAAUUCACUUCUAAAGGAACGGUUGUAAGCUCUCAGAUUUCAGAAUAUCUUCUAGAAAAGUCUAGAGUCAUAUGUCAAGCUGGUGGGGAGAAGAAUUUUCAUAUUUUCUAUUACAUCUAUGCUGGAUUGGCAGAAAAGAAAAGAUUACCUCAUUAUAAAUUGCCAGAAAAUGAACUCCCAAGUUAUCUACAAAAUGAACUUCGGACACCAGCGCAAGAGGUCCUGAACAAUAAUUGUUAUAAAUCCAAGUUUGCCUCAGUUGAGCAGUGCUUUAAAGUGAUUGGCUUUACAAUGGAGGAACUAGAGUGUGUGUACUGUGUACUUGCUGCCAUUUUAAAUCUGGGUAACAUUGAAUUUUCAUCAGAGAUAACAGAGUACAUGAUUGACAAGAGCAUAAUUUCCAAUCCAAUGCCUCUGGAGAAUUCUGCUUCCUUGUUAUUUAUCCAAGCAAAUAAGUUGCAACAAGCCCUAACCUCUCAUUGUGUGGUUACCCGAGGGGAAACAAUUAUACGACUCAACACAGUGGAAAAAGCUAUUGAUGUGAGAGAUGCUACAGCCAAAACAUUGUAUGGGUGGCUCUUUAGUUGGAUAGUCAAUCAUAUUAAUGUCCUGCUCAAACCAACUACAGAUUUAAGCGGAAGCGAUAAAGGACUAAACAUUGGAAUUCUUGAUAUCUUUGGUUUUGAAAACUUCAAGAAAAAUUCUUUUGAGCAGCUCUGUAUCAACAUUGCCAAUGAACAGAUUCAGUUUUACUUCAAUCAGAAUAUCUUUGCAUGGGAACAGAAUGAAUACAUGAAUGAAGGCAUUGAUGCACGAAUUAUUGAGUAUGAGGACAACAAACCACUAUUAGAUAUAUUCCUACAAAAGCCAAUGGGAUUACUGUCUCUUCUUGAUGAAGAAAGUGGUUUUCCUCAAGCCACUGAUCAAACACUUGUUGAAAAAUUUGAAGACAAUUUGAGAUCUAAAUAUUUCUGGAGACCAAAGAGAAUUGAUUUGACAUUUGGCAUCAAUCAUUAUGCAGGGCAGGUUCUUUAUAAUGUAAGUGGGUUCUUAGCCAAAAACAGAGAUACCUUGCCAGCUGAUAUUGUAUUACUCCUGCGAUCCUCUCAGAAUCACUUGAUUCGACAGCUAGCAACCUACCCUCUUACCAAAACAGGUAAUUUGGCACAGAGGAAGUAUGCAAUAAUUUUUCAGAAGUGGAGACCACAGAAUCGCCAAAUAAAAAAUGAGCAGGAAGAUUCUAUGCAUCCAAGAGAAACAAGCAAUAUGAAAACACAGACAGUUGCUUCUUAUUUCCGAAACUCAUUGAUGGAUUUGUUGUACAAAUUGGCAGUUGGCCAGCCUCAUUUUGUUCGUUGUAUUAAACCAAACAACCAUCAACAGGCAAACAAGUAUGAAAAAGAAAAAGUAUUGAUUCAGUUGCGAUACACUGGAAUUUUGGAAACAGCUCGGAUUCGGCAACAGGGUUAUUCUCAUCGUAUUCUUUUUGCAAACUUCAUAAAGCGAUACUAUUUCCUUUGUUACAAUUCCAGCAACAAACUUCCUAUAAAUUCUGCUACUUGUACUGCCAUCUUGGAAAAAACCAAGUUGAAUAACUGGAUGGUUGGAAAAACAAAGGUUUUUCUGAAGUACUACCAUGUAGAACAACUAAACAUAAAGCGAAAGGAGAUAAUUCACAGGAUUGUUUUGAUUCAAAUCUAUGUGAAAAAAUGGCUUCGUUCAAACAGAUUUAAAAAGUUGAAGGAGAAAAGGGAAGCAAGUGCAACUAAAAUACAAUCAGUUUACAGGGGAUAUGUCACUCGCAAAGCAUUUGCAGAGGCAAAGAAUAUGUAUGGAACAGCUAUGUGGAUUAUCAAGCUCCAGUCAGUUACAAGAAGAUUCCUGAUCCAAAAGGGGGCUAAAGAAAUAAAUGAUGCUGCAGUAAUAAUUCAGUCUUACUUCAGAGGAUACAGGGAGAGAACAAGUCUCAAAAGAAGAAGGGAAUCAUUUCUCAAGAAUAAGCAAGCCGGAAUGGCAACAAGCCCAGGGGAAAAAGAAUAUCUUUCUGAAGAAGACCAAAAUCAACCCAAAAAACAGGGUUGUGUUUCUCCCCAGGAAAGAUCCUCACAAAGCUCACUGAAAUCUAUGGAACCAAGCCAACAAACCACAGAGGAUAACGUGAAGGCAGCUUUAGUCAUUCAAAGUAUUUAUCGAGGGUACCGAGUAAGAGAUCAGCUCAGAAGGAAAAGGAAGUUACCUUUUGAAAAUCAAGAUGAUAGUGAGUCUGGGGCUUUGUCUGAUGAUCUAGUUUUAAAAGAUGGUCCAGAGGAGGAAAAAUCUAACUUGGCUGUUUUCUCCAAACAGAUAUCAAAGUUAUCAGAGAACUAUCUGUCACUGGAGAAGAAACUGAAUAAAAUACUUUUAUCCCAUCAGCUGAGUCCCAUGAAGCUCCCCACAAGCUACCAUCCCAGCAGUCACCUUUCUUCAUAUGUAUACCAGUCUGUUGGUUUCAAAAGAGAGGAUGGCGAUCAUUCACAGAGAAGCCCAAGGCAAUUUCCGAAACCCAAAAUUUUAGAUGAUCCUGAAGAUUCAACCUUUUAUGCUCUUUUACAUAAAUUUUCAUCUAUGCAAGAUGAAAGGCAAAAAGCAAGAAGUAACAGUCUGGGCAAGAUACUGAAUAUAGAAGAUCGGUACUAUCAGGAAUUUUCAUCCACUGAUUUCGUCUCAAAGGAUAGAAAUGCCAGCACAAGAGUAAAGAAUCUCAUGCAAGAUCCUAUCUCUGCAACAUUAAGGAGUAGUGAAGGUGUGCAAGGAUGGCCAAAGGUCAAAGAGAACGAAGAUGAAGAUUAUCCUUUUGACUACCAAAAACUACUCCGGAAGACCUCUCAACGCAGGCGCCUUCUCCAGAAAUAUUAGCUGCUGCUACUGCUACUACUAUUCGCUCUCUGCUUUUUUUCUUCUUGUUUUUUUGUUGGGGAGGUAUAGAAUUUCCAUAUCCUUUUCUUUUGAAUAAAUCUCUCACAUAGAUGUAUUAGCUGUGUAUUUGGGUAUAUGUGAACAUGCUGUCUUAGCUUCUUUCCAAAGAGAGAUACUAGGCUUUGUUAUAAUGUUUGUUUAUUUAAAUAUGCAAACAGAUGCGAAAAAUACUGCUCUCCUACAAUAUAUUCAAGCUCCUAAGAGCUCUUUUGGGAGGGAGGGAGAAGUACAUUAUUUUUCAUCUUGUUUUCUUUUCUAUAUGUUUUGCAUAGCUUUAUCUAUAUAGUGAGAUUGUUUAUGAUCUGCCUGGAUUUCUGAACCCUCCACAUAUUAUGGUUCAAAUGAUCAAUUUAAUUAAUGUAAAUAGACAACCAAAUAAGCAUUGAAUAUUAAAAGACCGUGGGUUAUAGUGGAAGCAGUACAAGUAAUUUAAGCAGCAACUAUAUUAUGAACCAACUUUUAAAUGAGCUUUAGCAUUUAAAUGAGCAGAUGGAAACAUAUGGACAUAAUAAACAAAUAUAAAAUUUGAUCUCUCUAUGUAGCAAUAUAUUUGUGGUAACUAGACAUUAUCAUUCAUUUUGGUAGGCAUUGUAUUCAGGGAAAAGAUGUUGUACAUCAGAGUAGCACUUAAGUCCUUUGUGGGUAGAGAAUAAUGAUUUGAGAGGGGAGACCAUAGGGGGGAUUUGUAUCCUCUUCCUGCAAAUCAGGUGAUUAGGGGCUCUUUUCCUAAAAGAAAAAAAAAACUUUAGUUUUUCUCUACUGUGUUAGCCAAAUACAGUACGGGUUCAUUUAUUUUGCCCUGGUUGUAUUAAAACAAAAGAAAAGCAUAUGUUUCAUUGGAAAUAGUGAUUCUGCUACUACUACUACUACUACUACUACUACUACUACUACUACUACUACUGCUACUACUACUACUAUUAUUAUUAUUAUUAUUAUUAUUAUUUUGCAUGAAUAGUUGAAAAUUGACUUGCAGAAUCUCUGCACAGUGGGAAGAAUUAUUUUCUCUCGUGUUUUGACCAGA
Crotalus tigris (Tiger rattlesnake) is the source of this 4762-nucleotide messenger RNA. It is a transcript of the gene MYO3A, whose product is annotated as myosin IIIA. Bases 1 to 3681 code for a protein of 1226 amino acids. Lineage: Eukaryota; Metazoa; Chordata; Lepidosauria; Squamata; Viperidae. Gene Ontology annotation, molecular function: protein binding; ATP binding; cytoskeletal motor activity. Gene Ontology annotation, cellular component: myosin complex. The transcript is spliced from 29 exons. The record is from RefSeq and is a predicted model, not a curated record.